This is a messenger RNA of Hyla sarda, 2212 nucleotides long. RefSeq names its product complement C8 beta chain (gene C8B). Gene Ontology annotation, cellular component: membrane attack complex. Gene Ontology annotation, biological process: immune response. NCBI's taxonomy places the organism in Eukaryota, Metazoa, Chordata, Amphibia, Anura, Hylidae. The record is from RefSeq and is a predicted model, not a curated record. Gene Ontology annotation, molecular function: protein binding. The transcript is spliced from 12 exons. Bases 331 to 2034 code for a protein of 567 amino acids.
CCAUUGUGAAUAGUAGACUCGUUCUCUGUAAAUAUUUGUCAAUCUCCAUUACUUGUUACAUUGUAUUAUUUUUAUAGAACAGUAAAAUCCUAAUUGAUACAUUGGAUUCGGCAAAUAAAAAAAAAUUGCAACAAACUAAGCUGCGAAUCAGUAAUGACCACAAGAUGGCGCACCUAGACUUUUUUUUUUUUCCUUUCUAUAUUUCUUUUUUUUUUUUCCUUCUUUGCCCUAGAUGGGGCUGACUUUUUUUUGGGUGAGAUUUAGUGAUCCAAUGUGGUCAGUGCAGAGGAAUCACCUGCGACUAAGAGAGUCUCCUAUAAGAUAUAUAUAAUGUUAUUAUAUAGAAUUCUGCUGAGCCUGAGCUUGUAUACAAGCUGUCAAGCAUAUGAACCUACGGCCCAUCAGAAGAGGAGAGUGGAGCGGUCCGUGGAGAACACUCCGGAGCCUGUCGAUUGUGUCCUCUCCGGAUGGACCCCCUGGAGCUCAUGUGACCCCUGUCAAAAAAAGAGAUACCGAUAUACACAGAUGAGCCAAGUCCCGCAGUUCCAGGGCGACCCUUGCUAUGUAAUAGACAGGCAGGAGGAGAGCUGCAGUACCAGCGCCAUUUGUAGGAACACGAAGAGGUGCGAAGGCUUCCAGUGUGUAGAGUCUGGAAAAUGCAUCACACGUCGUCUGCUCUGUAAUGGGGAUGAUGACUGCGGGGACAUGUCGGAUGAGAAGAACUGUAAGGUGGUCCGGAGUCCGUGCACCGAUGAGAUGGAGCAAUACUGGGGUAUCGAGAACCUGGCGGCGGGAUUGAAUCUCUUUACCAAUAACCGGGAAGGUUUGGUAUUAGAUCACCGGUAUUACGCCGGUGGCUGCUCGCCCCAUUACAUCCUGGGGACAAGGUUUAGGAAGCCGUACAAUGUGGAAAGUUUUAUCCCUGAAGGCAAAGGCAAAUACGAGUUUUCUCUUUCCCAAUAUAAUUCGUACUCAGACUUUUCCAGGAAUUAUUCCACCGCUCACGCCAAGCAGUCAAGCUUCAGCAUCGGCUUCAAGGUCCCGGGUGUGUUCGAAUUCGGGUUCAGCUAUAGUGAUAUGAAAUUCAAAACAUACGUGGAAAGGACCAUGAGAUAUUCCCAAACGAACAGUUUGUUUAUCCACGCGCGAUCCGACCUAGAAGUGGCGCGGUACAAACUCAAAGCCCGUAACCUGAUGCUUCACUCAGAGUUUUUCCAGAGAGUCAAGCAGUUACCGAUGGAAUAUGUGUGCGGAGAAUACAGGGACCUCUACCGGGACUAUGGGACACAUUUCAUUACGGAGGCCUCUCUGGGCGGAGUCUACGAGUAUACGCUAAUUCUUAAGGAAGAAGCGGUAAAAAAUGAAGGUUAUUCGCUCAAUGAUGUGAAGUCUUGCAUGAGCGCCGGGUUCUCACUUGGCGGAAAUAUCUGUGGCGUUUGGGUUGGUGUCGGCAUGACGGAUUCUCAGUGCAACAAACUCCUGAAGGAAAUCGGAGAGAACACAUCGUCUCGUACAGUAGUGGAAGACUUUGUCGCUCUGGUAAGGGGCGGGUCUAGUGAACAUGUGACCUCGCUCGCUUACAAGAGCCUGCCGACUCCAGAGCUCAUGCAGGAAUGGGGCGACGCUGUACAGUACAACCCAGAGAUCAUAAAAAUCAAGGUCAGCCCUUUGUACGAGCUCGUGACCGCCACAGAUUUCAUUGGUGCGAACACCUUACAAGAGAACAUGAAGCGUGCCUUGGAGGAAUUCGAGACAGAGACCAGUUCCUGCCGCUGCACACCGUGUCGGAACAAUGGCAUCGCAGUGUUCACCGAAAAUCGAUGUGAAUGUGUUUGUCCAUCAGGGUUCAAAGGAUCAGCUUGUGAAAGCAGCGCGAGGCCGGCUCCCAAAAUAGAUGGAAAUUGGAGCUGCUGGUCAAGCUGGACAACGUGUUCGGGGAGAACUCAGAGGAGAGAACGUCAGUGCAAUAACCCCGCCCCACAAAAUGGAGGCCGGCCGUGUGAAGGAGCCGCUACUGAUACGAGGAGCUGUUAAAGAAUAUCUAUUACUACAGUGUUCUGAAUCUGACUAUAGAAGGCAAGGAGGAGGGGGAGGAGGAAGAAGCAGCUGCAGUCUCUUUGUCUGUGAGAGGGGGGAGGGAGCAGAAAAAAGAAUCCUUACAAUGUGUUUUUAUUCUCCUUCUUUUUAUGUUAUAGUGAAAUAAAAUAUUACA